Penicillium concentricum is the source of this 1539-nucleotide messenger RNA. RefSeq names its product cytochrome P450. The record is from RefSeq and is a predicted model, not a curated record. The coding region runs from base 1 to 1539 and encodes 512 amino acids. Lineage: Eukaryota; Fungi; Ascomycota; Eurotiomycetes; Eurotiales; Aspergillaceae. Gene Ontology annotation, molecular function: monooxygenase activity; oxidoreductase activity, acting on paired donors, with incorporation or reduction of molecular oxygen; iron ion binding. The transcript has 3 exons.
AUGUUAACAAUUACUACGAUAGUAGGGGCAGCUAUUGCUGUCCUACUUCUUUCGCGCGUUCUCAGAAUCGGACGUCGCCCAAAGAACUACCCCCGGAUGCCCUCUCGGGAUGCUCAUCUUCAAUUCGAAAAAUGGGCACGGGAAUACGGCCCAAUCUACAGUUUAAUGCUAGGCACCAAGUGUCUGAUUGUGCUGUCCAGUGAUGAGACUGUCAAAGAGCUUUUGGAUAAAAGAAGUGGUAUAUAUUCGCACCGCCCAGAGCUGUAUAUUGGCCAGAUCUUGUGCAGCGGUGACCUCAGAAUGUUGAUGAUGUUUCGCAAAAUGGUACACGGCUUACUUAACGUCACGACAUCGAAGAAAUAUCUACCCUACCAGAUGUUGGAGAAUCGGCAAAUGCUCUACCAGUUCCUGACGGAGCCAGAAGGAUUCCUGAAGCACAUUCGACGAUACUCCAAUGCCCUCACAACCACGAUGGUUUUCGGAUGGCGGACGCCUACAUACGAAGACGAGAAAAUGAUGCAAUUGUUCAACGGCUUCUCGGAAUUUGCAGAUCUCAACCAGACCGGAACGGCAGCGAUCAUUGACUUCUUCCCAUUCCUGCGGAAACUACCCGAAUUUCUUCUCCCAGCACAACAGAAAGCAAAAGAUCUCCACAAAAAGGAGAAAGCGUUGUAUCUGAGCCAUUGGUUGCGAGCAAAGGAAGAGGUUCGCCAGAACACAAUCAAGCCAUGCUUCUGCGCAGGAAUGUACAAGGCACAGAAAGAAGACGGGUUCAGCGACGAUCAAGCAGCUUAUAUCUCUGGAACCCUGCUAGAAGCCGGCUCAGACACUACAUCAAGCACGUUGUAUGCCUUCGUUCAAGCCAUGCUACUGUUCCCGGACGUUCAACGCAAAGCCCAAGAAGAGAUCGAAAGGGUAGUAGGUUCGAGUCGCCUCCCCGUCAUGGACGACCUGGCCGAACUACAGUACGUAAGGGGUUGCAUGAAAGAAACAGUCCGGUGGAUGCCGACAACCAUUCUCGGAGCCGUUCCACACGCGGUCACACAGGAUGACGAAUACAAAGGGUACUUUAUACCGAAGGGCGCUGGCGUGAUGAAUAACGUGUGGAGCAUCCACAUGGACCCGGCCCGUCAUCCCAGCCCCCGAGAAUUCAAUCCCGAUCGGUACCACGACGACUACCAGAGUUUCGGAGACGCAGCGGCAAACCCCGAUCCGUCGAAGCGGGAUGUUUUCACUUUCGGCGCGGGACGUCGCAUAUGUCCCGGUAUCCAUGUGGCCGAGCGCAGUCUAUUCCUUGGAAUGUCGCGCAUUCUGUGGGCGUUUAAUAUUACGCCGGAAAUUGAUGCGGGAAUCCCGAUUUUGCCUGAUCCCGAUCGCUUGACGCAAGGGUUUGUGUGCAUGCCUGAGGAAUUCCCGGCGAAAAUUAUGCCGAGGUCAAAGGAGAGAGCAGAUUUGGUCCUGAGCGAGUGGAAAGAGGCAGAGAAAGAGUGUCUCGACCCUAAGACGAGACAGUGGAUGCAGUCACCUGUGGAGGUAUGA